Molecule: messenger RNA, 2683 nt
Organism: Electrophorus electricus (electric eel)
Lineage: Eukaryota; Metazoa; Chordata; Actinopteri; Gymnotiformes; Gymnotidae
Gene: nt5c1bb
Product: 5'-nucleotidase, cytosolic IB b
Biological process (GO): nucleotide metabolic process; adenosine metabolic process
Cellular component (GO): cytosol; cytoplasm
Molecular function (GO): nucleotide binding; magnesium ion binding; 5'-nucleotidase activity
Source: RefSeq, a predicted model, not a curated record
GUGAACAGAGAAGUAGAGGUUUAAAUUGCGACCCUGGUUUUUUUUUAACUGAUAAAACUACAGAAUGAGUGAUCUCAAGCCUAAUGAAACAUUUACAACAAGAGAUGAAGUAGCUGCAGAAAAGGACUGGGCAGUCGCUAAAGCUUUCUUUGACAACUUGAAAAGUAAAAAACCAAGACCCCCCAAGCCCACCAAUGCCGUUACAGUCGCAGUUUCUUCAAGAACUUUAUUUAACAUGGUUGAGGAGAGGAAGAUCUGGGAGGAAGAGGGGCUCGAGAAGUAUGUCGAAUACCAACAGGAACAUGAAAACGAGCCUCUAAAGCCAGGCGCAGCAUUUCCUUUUGUUAAGGCACUUAUGACCGUGAACACCCGUCUGAGAAAGCUGUAUCCAGACAGCGAAGAGCUGUUUGAUGUUGUACUCAUGACUAAUAACCACGCUCAGGUAGGAGUUCGGCUCAUCAACAGCAUCAAUCACUACGAUCUGAAUAUUGAAAGAUUCUGUAUGACUGGAGGUAAAAGCCCCAUUGGUUAUCUGAAGGCGUAUUUAACCAACCUGUACCUCUCCAAGGAUUCAGACAAAGUGCAGGAGGCCAUUGAAGCAGGCAUUGCUGCAGCAACCAUGUUUAAUCCAGACAUGGAGGUGGAGCUCAGUGAGACUCAGCUACGAGUGGCAUUUGAUGGUGAUGCUGUGCUCUUUUCUGAUGAGUCAGAGAUAAUUGUGAAGCAGCAUGGCCUGGAUACAUUCUUUGAUCAUGAGAAGCAAAAUGAGAACAAACCUCUCGCUCAGGGUCCUCUGAAGUGCUUUCUGGAAGCACUGGGAAAGCUCCAGAAGAAGUUUUAUACACAGAAUGAGCGUCUGAACUGCCCCAUUCGCACAUACUUGGUAACAGCACGCAGUGCAGCCAGCUCAGGAGCCCGUGUCCUUAAGACCUUGAGGAGCUGGGGCUUGGAGAUUGAUGAAGCAGUCUUCCUUGCUGGAGCACCAAAAGGGCCUCUACUGCAGAAGAUUCGCCCGCACAUCUUCUUUGACGAUCAGAUGUUCCACAUUGAGGGAGCCAAACAGCUGGGCACCAUCUCUGCCCAUGUACCUUAUGGGAUUGGACAGAAAGACCACAAAGGCAAGCUAAUUGAGCAACCAGCCAAGCACAGUUAAAAGACCUGGUGUAGGAGUUUCAUUAUCACCAGAACAUUAUCACAAAUGUUUUUUAGCAAAUAGUCUUAACACAGUCUGUUAGUAGCUUUUAAAGAAGCUAUUAGUGCAGCAUGGAAAAAAUAGUAUAUUGCAUAUAUUGUUACAUAUUGUGAUUACAAUAUAUUGUUCAAUAUAUCGAUUACACAAUGAUCCCUUGUAGUGAUAGGCUCAAUGAUCAAAGAUUGCCUGUAUUAUUUUUCCAAAACUUUAAGAUUGGAUCAUAUGCAUGCUAAGAUUCAUUAGAACACCCAAUACAAUGUCUGAGAAGCUUAGAACAUAUAAAUAUUGUGUAACUGUUAUAUUAAGUCUUUUUUGUGCAUUUCCAGUUCAGGGAGUAGAAUAUAUUCUUAGUGGUACCACAGCAAAGUUUAAACUUAGAAGUAUCACUUUAUUCAAGUUCUUCUUGUUUCACACAAAGAAGCACAGCAAUAUGGCAAUUGGUCCUGUCCCAUCCAUCUUUAGGAUAGGUCAAGGCUAAUCUUUUCUAAGUAGUUUUAUUUUAAUCAGCUGUUUGACAAAUGCAUUUUUUGUACGUUCUCUUUUUAUAAUCAUUUUAACUGCAGGAUACACAUAAAUGUUUUGGAUAUAUAUUUUAUAAUGGUAACCUUUUAUGUGAAUAACUACAUUUAACAAUAUUUAUAUGUAAAAUGAUACCUUAUUUUACCCCAAAAUGCCUUCCAACAGAUAUAUUCUACCAUUUACUACAGAUUUUUAUUUUUAUUUUUUUUUAUUUUUUGUCCCCAUUAAGCAUAUUUUAGAAGGCAAGAAAAUAAUGUCUUUAAAAUGUGUAAUCUUUUGGAUAUUAGUACCUUCUUCCCAUGCUAUUUAGUUUGAUUGCUCUUGGGAGAUUUAGAAUUGUGACUUGGUGCCAAAGAAACAAAAGAAAAGUUUCCAGAAGCAGCAAUGACACUGUGUUGUUAGCCAAUACACUGAGGGCUUGUGCUACUGUUUUUUUGUUUGUUUGUUUUGUUUUUUUUUCCCCCCCACAUCCUCUGUGGUUAUAAACAUGUAGUUAAUUGUUGCAAUUUUCCUAGCUUGGUCUCUAGAGUCACUACAUAAUGAUUCGGGCCUUAUUAUAAAUUGUUACUUCUGUAUACAUUUUACAAGAGCUUAACUGGAAUAUUUUGUUUGUAAUGCUUCAUCUGAUAAAUACUGUUCGCUGCAUAUUUCAUGUCCCAUCAGUCAGAUUUUUUUUUCCUCUGCUGAGUUUUCUAGUUGUCUUUGUACUGACACUGAAUUGUUAGUUAAUUAUGUAAUUUCCUUCUGUGCAAUAGUGUAAGCCAGUAAUGAGGUAUUUUCCUGCCAACCACAUCCUGGUACACUGGACCACAUUCAACCACUACAGUGUGUAGAAAAAAAAAAUAUAUAGUUUAUAGUCUCUGACUAUACUGCACAGGCACUUUUUAACAUGUUUGUAAAUCUUUUUAGGAGUGCUGGAGUUUGACCAAUACAGGAUUUUUAAAUAAAGUAGAUUACUGCCAGACUGCAAUA